Molecule: messenger RNA, 731 nt
Organism: Physella acuta
Lineage: Eukaryota; Metazoa; Mollusca; Gastropoda; Physidae
Source: RefSeq, a predicted model, not a curated record
AAGGAGGGCGCUAGAUAAACAGUUUAACAUUUCAACUUCAGAGCUGGAAUAAAUACAGGAGAGAGUGAAGUGUUUUCUAGAACCUCCCGUCAAUAGUUUUGUUGAAAAAGACCCUGUUAUGCAUCUGAACGUAUUUUCGGCCGUGGCGACGGUUUUUCUUAUGUCGAGUGUGGCUGUUUCAUCUGCCGCUGACGCUACCCUAUACCCUCCCGACCAACCCCCCGUGGUUGUUGUAUACAACAAAACUGUGACGGAGGGGCAGACGGUACAGCUUGAUACAUCCAGGCGUUCUGUGGCCAUCCAAUGUACUGUUGAAGGUGGAAACCCAAGAGUGUCAGAUAUCACCCUGACAUGUGGUGGUAGUACAUUUACAAUUAACAGGUACAGUGAAUUGUUUAACCUCCCCUACACCAGCAGCGAUCAUAGAAUCUCAUGUACUUGCUCCGCGAACCACGUUACUGGACUAUACAAAAAAACAACUUCUUUCGUCUUUAGCACAGGCCACACAGCUGUGAUCUGGAAUGUCCUACUGUUGACGUCACUGCUCCUGGGUAGGACAGUCUUGUCCUUGUCUUCAGACUAAACCCGCAUUGUCAUGACAGUCUAUCGUUUUUGUAUCACGAGCAUAUAAAAUAUAUAAGAUUUUUUAUACUUUAAAUCUGUUAUAUGGUUUAUGUAUUGUAAUAUUUAAGUUUUUCGAAAUUGUAGCUUUCAUUUUUAUUUUAUAGUCA